Messenger RNA from Oryza brachyantha (malo sina), 804 nucleotides. RefSeq lists its product as uncharacterized. Gene Ontology annotation, biological process: mitochondrial respiratory chain complex IV assembly. The record is from RefSeq and is a predicted model, not a curated record. The transcript is spliced from 3 exons. Gene Ontology annotation, cellular component: mitochondrial inner membrane. NCBI's taxonomy places the organism in Eukaryota, Viridiplantae, Streptophyta, Magnoliopsida, Poales, Poaceae. Bases 263 to 562 code for a protein of 99 amino acids.
AAUAACAAACCAGCAACAAGUUGGAGGCAUGCGAAAAGGAAUCCAAAUCAUACACGGAUACUAAACGAAUUCCGGAAUUCGUCGAGGACCUGGAACAAACAAGCCGGGUCCUAUAUAGCAACAAGAAGGAAGUGCAAACAAGAGAAAAAAAUAGUUGAGGAAGAAAAGGCAAAAAGAAGAAAAAAGAAAGAAAGAAGAACAGAGCGCGCAAAGGAAGCGAGGAAUCGCCGAAGGGGAGGGAGGGAAAGCGGCGGCGAAGCAAAUGGCGGAGACGCCGAGCAAGGCUGAAUCCAUGAGGAAGUGGGUCGUGGACCACAAGCUACGAGCCGUGGGUUGCCUGUGGCUUACUGGGAUCAGCAGCUCGAUUGCGUACAACUGGUCGAGGCCCAAUAUGAAGACUAGCGUCAAGAUCAUCCAUGCAAGGUUGCAUGCUCAAGCCCUAACUUUAGCUGCGUUAGUCGGAUCUGCAAUGGUGGAGUACUAUGACCAGAAGUAUGGCACAUCUGGACCGAAGGUGGACAAAUACACAAGCCAAUACCUGGCACAUUCGCAUAAAGAUUAAGUUCUUUAUAUUCACCGUUACAUGGCGGGUAUUUUAGGUUUCAUUUUGGGGUGAGCUCCCCAUGAUGAUUCUUUUGUCUCCUUAACUACAAACUGAAACUUGCCAGGAAAUUCCUGAGCAACGAGGGUGUAAUACAGAGUUGAUCUCCAUAUAUCAAUCUCAGAUUGCGAUAUGUAACCUCACUUUGCUGACAAUCUUGAUAUUAUUAUUUUCCAAUGAAGAAAAGGGAGAGUUCCUAUAUU